Linepithema humile (Argentine ant) is the source of this 4260-nucleotide messenger RNA. It is a transcript of the gene uzip, whose product is annotated as unzipped. The record is from RefSeq and is a predicted model, not a curated record. NCBI's taxonomy places the organism in Eukaryota, Metazoa, Arthropoda, Insecta, Hymenoptera, Formicidae.
CGGUCGAAUGGAAAGGGAAGGAAUAAGAGUGCGAAAAGGACGAGUUGCACGUCCAAUAAAAGCGCGACAAGAACGAACGAUGCACAAGAGGGGGAGAACGCUUGCCGCGCUGGCGUCAGUUACUCGGUUACGUUGAGCUUGUCACUCGCUUGCCGUCGACCGCGCAGCGUGUUUGUACCAGUGUUCCCACCUGUUUACGGCCGUUGACACGCGAAUUUCUUCGGAUCGAAAAUAACAGAGGAUCGUCCCGUACUCGUACGAUGAUCAUUGUUGUCGUGAGAUCAUAAUCCGCGACAGGUAAAGAGAGAGAUAUCCAGUGUCCCGACUAGCCGGCGAUUUUAUUCACACGCAUUAUUUGGAUUAGAGUAUCGACGGGCACAUCGACGACAGACUCACGAUGCUCCGGCAGAAGAACUACCUCGCCUUGGGACUGCUCGGCUGCGUCCUCCUGCUGCUGUCGGCGACCACCGCGGACAACAGCGUGUACAUACUGUCGAAGUACGGCCACCAGCAGCAGCUCACCUCGACCACGCUGAGGUGGCUGCCGGCGCAUCACAUCCCGAACGAGAAGCAGAUAGUCGUCGGCGGCUUCGAGAAAAUAUCAAACGCUGAAGAUGAUAACAAUGCGAAUCAAGCGGACAAGCUGGAGACGAAGAGCCAGCCGCCGAUCUACGUGUGCCGCGCGAUGCACAGCAACAGCGUAUGGGUCGCCGGUAUGCAGAGGCACAAGGAGAAACGUUGCACGGUGACGAUGCACGGCGCGGUGCAGUCGUACGAAAAGUACGAGUUGCUGGAGAACGCGGACGGCGCGGCGCGAAUCACGUGGGUCUCCUGGAACAAGUACACGCAGCCGCCCGUGGGUGCGGUGUACGCGAACAAGCUGCUGAUCGCCCGAUACGAAAUCCCCACGGAAGAAAAGUCGCGCUACACGCACUACAUCGGCACGCUCAGCUCGACCGAAAACUUCGGCAACAUCGUCUACGCGAACGAGAACGGCAAGGAAGAGACCGCGACGUGCGGGGAGCUGCUGGUGGAGACCGAGCCGAUCCGCUACGAGUUGAGCGUCGUCAAGCUCAACUGGUAUAAGAAGCACGAUAUUAAGCCACGCGUAUCUCGCGUACUCAACGAGGUGACGAUCGUCAAUCGCGGGACGCAAGCGGCGAAGAUGGCGGAGGCCAGCACGUACUCGUACAAGUACACGAUCUACUGGGGUCGCAGACACGCCAUGCUCAACGGCCUGGACACCACGAUCACGCUGUUCAACGGCACGUCCUUGCCGAACAUAACGUGGGGCACGCGCCACGAGGAGAAUCGCACGGAGGCUUACAACAUAUUAAUCUUCCUGGAGCCCGGCACGGGCGUGAACGUGACGUUGAGAGCCAAUUACACGAACAUGGAGGUUCCGUACACCGCGACGCUCAUCUCGCACUACGAGGACGGCGCGACGACGUCGCGCCCGAUCAACGGCUAUCGGCAGGAGGAGACUCUGUUCGACAUCAAGCCGGAAUUCGGACCGAUCUACUUCCUGAACAAUUACAGCCUGGUGCCGACCACCGUGCCGCCGCCCACCACGACCGAGCCGACGACCACGACGACGAUCGCGACGACGAAACAGCCGCAGGAGACGACGCAUCAGCACGGGACGACGGAGCCGGACGUAAAUCGCGACGAGAACAUGAUUAUACCGAAGAAGCCGGACAUAUCGACGGGCAUGCAGAGCGACGACGGCGGCCCGUUGUCGCUGAAGAACAAAGUGGAGGUCACGUACGGCGGCACCGCGUGCGCCACGUUCAAGUCGAGCUUACUGACGCUCCCGUUGCUGCUGUUGAUUCUCCAUAGAAUCACGUGAAGGCCCGAUUGCGCGCCCGCCGUUGCCACCUCUAUCGUUAUUUCCUAAUUCCCGCAAUAGUAAUAUAAUGAUAUAACCCAGUAGACAAACACAGUACCGAAGACAGAAAAAAAAGUUUAAAAAAUAGAGAAAAAAAAUGGAACAAAAAAAUAUACGCGAAAGAAAAUUGCUGUAAUUUCGUACGUAGCGAUUAUGGCGCGAAUGACCUCCUUGUUUAAAUGCACCGCUGGACCGCCAUCGGCGCCGCGGUGAUAUAUGCUUGCCUUUAAAGAGAAACUUGAUAUUUAAUAUAUAUAUAUAUAUAUGAUAUAAAAAUAUCUAUUAUAUAUACACACGUCUUAGGGUAGCAGAGAGAGAGAAGGUGAGAGAAUGAGUAUCUUCGCGAUUGAACAAUGAGAGCUAGUCUCACGACAAGUUAAGUACAAGAGAGAGGGAUAUCGCAGCGACCGAUGUGUGGGUGGAUUAAAUCUUGGCCGCGAGAUGUAAACGUUAUCACCCAUUAUAUCGUUGAACAACUGACCGCGUAAACUGUGACAUUCCGUCUUUUUCUAAUCCUGCUGUGAAUCGACUUUCUAGCUGUUAAUGUAUGUCUUAUGCCUUCGCAAAGUAUAAUUCUAGAUCCUUUAGAACACUAAUCGCUUCAAAAAAAAAAAAUGACGGCACAUACUUUAGUCCAAAGAGAGAUUAACGAAAAAAGAAAAAGAAAGAGAGCUAUAGUUGCCGUGAAUAAUGUCUCGGAUAAGUAAGUUAGCAUAUACGUCGGGCCAGGAGGUGAAUAGAAGUUUAAGAGACGGAGAAAGAGAACGAGAUAUGUGAGUUAAUUCAGCUACGAUAUAUUUUUGAGAAUGCCGUAUAAUUUUAGAAGAAUUGUAAAAUUUAUAAGGAUAGCAAGUAAGAGAAACAUAUAAAGUGUAAAGGGUGGAUGGGUACACGUUUUUUCGCGGUACUAAUUUAUUUUUUAAGUUCCAAAGCGAUACCUUAGCACGUGUAAGCCGUUCAAUUAAUAUGCACAAUAACGCAUUGCGGUAAUAUUAAGUGAUGGCACACACGAAAAUCGCGUCAAACGCAUAUGAAAAUUUGCCAAAUGUUUGAUAAUACAAUAUAUAUAUAUAUUUUUUUUGUUUUGAACAGUUCGAUAAACGAUAUUAAGAAUGUGUACCCACCUCUUGCCAGUGUAAAGUGAUAGGACUUGCAGAUUUCCUAGAGUACUGUUGAAGAUUGUAACGGCGGAAGAACGAAGAGAACCACAUUGGUAUAUAUAAUAUAUAUAUCUUAAUAAUUCGUUAAAAAUAAGAGGAUAGAAUAUUUUGGUACGCGUGCGAAGUACGGGAUUAUUGAGUUCGACGUUUCGUGGUGGAAUUUUUAGUUUACUCGAGAAAGACUAAGGAUGCAGUCCCAUGAGCUGUGGAACUGCGGAAAUGCGGAUCGGCGGAAUGAACGUCACGAACAGAGUUUGACCAAUCUCCCUCUGAUUCUUUAAAUCUUAAUGAAUUUCGAUUAUUAGAUGUUGAUUACUCGAUGUAUUUUGCCUUUUAAUUUCCCAAUUCGAAUUUUAACCACAUCUAUAGAUGUAAUCCAUUCUUGAACUGUUCCGUCUUUAGGUAUUAAAUAUGAUUUUUUUUUCUUCAUUUCCGCAAGUUUUGCUCCAUGUAACAUAAGAAAACAAAUGUCUGCGGAACGAAAAGCGCGCGUAAAAAACAAGGAGUAAAGAACUAUAAGUGACGACAGUUUGUGUCAGGUUCUGUGCACUCGAGCCAUUUGGGAAGUAGAAUUGUCGUGUCUGAACGCGCCCAUGCUAUUUUGUCAAUUCCGCAUUAACUUGCGGAACGACAACUACGGAAUGGCCGUGAUGUUAUUUCACCGAUCCGCAUUUCCGCAAUUCCGCAGCUCACGGGACUGCACUCUAAGUGAUAUGGCGGUUAUUUUUCACACGAGGUUGCGUUGCCAGCAUUUUUACCGAAGAAAUAUCCAUAUGUAUAUAAUAUGUAUUUCUAUGAUCUUUGAUAUAGUCGUAAUUGUGUAGUAAGCUUAUUUAUAUAACAUGAUUUAUAGAUAUUUUCUCUAUUGAUAGUAGCGUUACAAGUACAAUUCUUAUAUUUUACUAUUAACUGACGAUGGAAUCGUAUAGGAUUAGCGCGAAACACUUAUUUCGAACUAAUGCGGACAUGUCUCUGCGUCUCUAACGACGUUUCGACGUAAGCCUAAUCACGCCUGUUGUGAUAUUCAAUGAAAUCUUAUGUAAACACGAAGCGAAAGAAAAAGAACAAAAAAAAAAGACGUUUUGUUGAACGAUUUGUUAAUUACAAGAGAAAGCAAUAAUUCGUUGUCAGAUGGAAAGACUUGCGUGUUCGAAGGAAGCGAGAAAAAGGCGAUGUUGGAAAACCAAACGCAAAUAAAAUUUAUGGCAUCUA